AUGAUUUCUACUGCGUGCAAUCUUGAGGCUGUCGAGCACUUGCGGUUGUUGUUUUUGAUUGAUGAGGCUCAAUGGCUCUUUGGUUGUAACAUUACAUCUAGACUUGAAAACGAUAACCUUGAAGACCUACAAGGAAGGCAACAGUUUGCGUACCAACGGAAGAGGAAGAAGAAGAAGAAGAAGAAGAAGAAGAAGAAGAAGAAGAAGAAGAAGAAGAAGAAGAAGAAGAAGACGAAACUUUCCUCUCUUUAA
Sclerotinia sclerotiorum 1980 UF-70 is the source of this 252-nucleotide messenger RNA. RefSeq lists its product with no specific name. The record is from RefSeq and is a predicted model, not a curated record. NCBI's taxonomy places the organism in Eukaryota, Fungi, Ascomycota, Leotiomycetes, Helotiales, Sclerotiniaceae. Bases 1 to 252 code for a protein of 83 amino acids. The transcript is spliced from 2 exons.